AUGUGUUCCAGUUCAUCUGACCAGGCACUGUGGCCCUCUUCAUGUACACAGUUGCAGCCACAGAGAAACUAUGCCAUGACUUUCACCUUCGCAGUCCUGCUCUGUUUUGGUGAGAUGAGAAGAGUGGGAGGAAACACUGUGAUCCAGAAGGGACUGUUUGCACAGCCCAAGACUUUUCCAGCAGAAAGAGUCUUACCAAAGCCGACCAUCAAGGCUGAGCCAGGCUCUCUGGUCACUAGGGGAAUGCAAGUGAACAUCUCAUGUAUGGGGACUUCAGAUGCACAGAAGCACCUUCUUUUUCUUAAGAAAUUUAAAAAUGUCCAACAUAGACAAUCCUCAACAAUACGUGGGGAGAAAGCUGUAUUCUCCAUAAACUCGAUUGGACAAUAUGAUGGAGGCCAAUAUUACUGUUUCUAUGAGACCCCUUCUGGCUGGUCAGCACAGAGUGACAAACUUGAGCUGGUAGUGACAGGAAUCUUUGAAAAUAAACCCUGCCUAUCAGUCCUGCCCAGACGUGUGGUGACCUCAGGAGAUAAUGUGACCUUCAAGUGUUUCUCACAGGAGGAAUAUGACAGGUUCAUUGUGAUCAAGGAAGGAGAACAGAAGCACUCCAUGAUCAUGGAGUCACAGAAGACAUCUUCUGGCCAGUUCCAGGCCCUGUUCUUUGUGGGCCCUAUGACUUCUAGCUGCAGUGGAACAUUCAAAUGUUAUGGUUACUACAAGGCUAACCCAUAUGUUUGGUCAGAGCCUAGUGACCACUUGGAAAUACAAGUCUCAGGAUCAGCUAUGAACAUCAAACCAUCAAAGGAUGCAUCCAAAGCUAAGACAGCCUCAGACACCCAGGAUUACACAGUGGAAAAUCUCAUCAGGAUGGGGCUGGCUGGCUUGGUCCUCAUAAUUCUUGGGACUCUGCUGUUUGAGGGUUGGCACAACCAGAGUUGGACCUAUCAUGAAGCUGGGAAGUAA
Molecule: messenger RNA, 966 nt
Organism: Arvicola amphibius (Eurasian water vole)
Lineage: Eukaryota; Metazoa; Chordata; Mammalia; Rodentia; Cricetidae
Product: leukocyte immunoglobulin-like receptor subfamily A member 5
Exons: 5
Coding region: 1-966 (321 amino acids)
Biological process (GO): cytokine-mediated signaling pathway
Molecular function (GO): inhibitory MHC class I receptor activity
Source: RefSeq, a predicted model, not a curated record